AUGUUCCGGUCACCAGCGGCGAGAUCAUUGCUGAGAAGCUUUACCACAGCUCCUACGGCCAGAUCUAGCUACAGUGCAGCUUCAUCUCAAUUCCGACACACCCCUCCCUUCCGUCAAUUGAGCAAUAAACGUCCCCAAAUCCUGGCCGCUUUGUCUCGCCCGCCAACUGCGACGGUGUUCUACGCAACGAAAUCCACCCCUCCUCUCGACAAUAUUGACACCAAGGCUGAGAAAACGCUUGGAGAUAAGGUUAUCAAGCCCGAUCCAGAUGAGGUAUCUGCUGGAUCAUCUGUUCGCCAUGUUUUCGAGCAAGGCCAAGCUCCAAAGCAAGAAUCUGGUGGGGAGAUGACUGCGGGAUUGAAGUCAGACCUUGAAACCAUCAGAGAAACCUUCUCGCUAGCAGAAGUUCCCAAGGAGUCUUUGUAUAUUGGCGCAGCUGGUAUUCUUCCGUAUGCCGCAACUUCUAUGUCGACCGUUUUCCUCUCGUAUGAUAUCAACCACGCCCACAGCACUGGAGCUGGCUAUCUGUUCAGCCCGGAGACAGCGCACCAACUCCUUGACCUAGUGACCCCAAUCCAGAUUGGUUGGGGGGCAGUCAUCAUCUCUUUUCUUGGAGCUAUCCAUUGGGGAAUGGAGUACUCGGGAUUCGGUGGCUACCACUCUUACCGCCGAUACAUGUACGGAGUCAUUGCGCCAGCAGUUGCGUGGCCAACUAUCUUCAUGCCCGUGGAGUACGCCCUUAUAACUCAAUUCUUGGCUUUCAAUUUCCUGUACUUCGCAGAUGCAAGAGCCACAGCUCGAGGAUGGUUCCCUCCAUGGUACUCCAUCUACCGAUUUGUCCUGACCUUCUUCGUCGGUGCUUCCAUCGUCAUAAGCUUGGUUGGCAGAGGAAAGAUUAUUACUGCAGACCACACUCUCAAGAGCCCCGUGGACUACGUCAAAAGCGAUAAAGAUGCACAGUGGGUGGCGCUUGAGCGUGAGGAGAAGGAGAGACGCAAAGCUCUUGCUGCUGAAGACGAGGAGGAGGAUGAAGGAGAUGAUAGCGAAGAGGGGGAUGAGAAGAAGGACGAUGAAGAAUCCGACGACGGAGAAGAUGACAAGGGCGACGAAAAGAAGGAUAGCAAGAAGGACGACAAGAAGGGGAAGAAAUGA
Cadophora gregata is the source of this 1152-nucleotide messenger RNA. RefSeq lists its product as uncharacterized. The record is from RefSeq and is a predicted model, not a curated record. The transcript has 2 exons. Bases 1 to 1152 code for a protein of 383 amino acids. NCBI's taxonomy places the organism in Eukaryota, Fungi, Ascomycota, Leotiomycetes, Helotiales, Ploettnerulaceae.